AAGUCCAGUAUAAUAGAAAGUCAGAGAGACUGAGUGUGGUUUGACAGUCCUCGGGUGUAACUCGGAAGAUGAUGCGCAGCAGAGACCAAAGGUUAGAAACACUGAUUAAAUCAAGAGGGAGGAAGAAGAAUCCAGAAUGUGUUGGAAGUUUUAUCAACAGUGCCUCAGUGACAUCACUGACAACAGAACCAGCUUGGGCGGUAGAGUUCUCGGUGAUCCUCGUCAUGGCGGACCAAGAGGAGACUUUUGGCCUCCAAAACUCUCCCGGUGGCUCGGAUUCAAGGGAAGCACCGAGCGAUAAUAAAUCAGAGAAGCAGAACGGGACCUCGAGCAAAUCCCCAUCGUCACAGACGACUUACAUCCAGCAGGGAAUGGAGGGAAUAAAAGUCUACCUGCACGAGAGGGAACUAUGGAUGAAGUUUCACGAGGUGGGGACGGAGAUGAUCAUCACCAAAGCCGGAAGGCGAAUGUUCCCCAGCUUCAAAGUGAAGGUCACGGGACUAAACCCCAAAACUAAAUAUAUCCUCCUGAUGGAUGUUGUUCCUGCAGAUGAUCAUCGAUACAAAUUUGCAGACAAUAAAUGGUCUGUGACCGGGAAGGCAGAGCCCGCGAUGCCCGGGAGGCUCUACGUGCACCCGGACUCUCCAGCCACGGGGGCGCACUGGAUGAGGCAGCUCGUCUCCUUCCAGAAGCUGAAACUGACCAACAACCACCUGGACCCGUUCGGACACAUCAUCUUAAAUUCGAUGCACAAGUACCAGCCCAGGAUCCACAUCGUGAAGGCGGAUGAAAACAACGGCUUCGGCUCCAAAAACACGGCCUUCUGCACGCACGUCUUCCCGGAGACUGCCUUCAUCGCGGUCACGUCCUAUCAGAACCACAAGAUAACUCAGCUGAAGAUUGAGAACAACCCGUUUGCAAAAGGUUUUCGUGGAAGUGAUGACAUGGAGCUGCACAGGAUGUCCAGGAUGCAAAGUACCAAGGAGUAUCCAGUCGUGCCGCGCAGCACAGUGCGACAGAGAGUGGGCUCCAGCCAGAGUCCUUUCAGCGGGGAGGUCCAGGGCAUGGGCACGCCAAGCACCCUGAGCUCCCAGUACUCCCAGUGUGAGAACGGGGUCACUAGCACCUCACAGGACAUGUUGCCCCAGUCGGGCUCCUACCCCCUGCCACACGAGCACGGCCAGGACUUCCACUGCAUCAAGAGGAAAGUGGAGGACGACUGUCACUCAAGUGAGCACAGCUAUAAGAAAGCCUACCCGGAGAGCUCGUCCAGUGAGGAGGACCAUUACUACCGUCCUGUCGGCUACGCCCAGAGCCUCGGCCUGGCCGGGGGGCCCUACCGCAGUGAGUCCAGCCAGCGGCAGGCCUGCAUGUACGCCAGCGCAUCGCAGGGAGCCGAGGCCGUUCCCAGUUUGGAGGAUAUCAGCUGCAACACCUGGGCCAGUGUGUCACCCUAUGGGAGUUGCUCCGUCACCACCAUGCAGCCGAUGGAGAGGCUGCCCUACCAGCACUUCUCCGCUCACUUCACCUCAGGGUCUCUGGUGUCCAGACUUGGCGGAGUCGGGGGCCACGCCUCACCGCAGCUGGGUGAUGGCCACCACGCGGCCAUGUACCAGAGCUCCAUGACCCACCAGACUCUGGGCCGCCAGUGCAGCCCCGGUGCUGGGAUCCAGUCACCAACAUCCGGCCUACAGGGAAACGAGUACCUCUAUACACACGGCAUCCCACGUACAUUAUCACCACACCAGUACCACACUGUGCAUAGUGUCAGCAUCAUGCCAGAGUGGAACGAGAACAGCUAAAAGAGCUGACUUGGCCGUCGACAGGUGAAAGGAAAAAAAGGACCAAAAUCAGGCGGGUUUUUGAUGAAGUUAUAUUUAUAUUUUUUAGAGAUGCUGUCCAUCUUAAUGAGAUCCGUGUUGGUUCACUGACGGCCGUGGAUAUUCGUGAGAUUCGGUGUUGACUAGGAGCAUCUUCUUACUUAACUUGUUGUGACAGUAUCUGCACUUAUAAGAAAAUGACAGAAGCAUGAAGGUGAGGAGCCGGACCAGACAAAGACUUCUCAAGUGCAGACAAACGCAGACACUGAUCAGCAGAAGAAAAGGCUUCAGAUGUCUUCAUGCAGUGUUUUUCUUCAGAGACAAGGGAAUAUGUUUUCAUCAUUUUUGAAGUACAAAACUCUUAUUUUGUACCCAUGUCCCGAAUUCAUGUAAAAAAAAAAAAGAACAUUGUCUUCUGUCACAUUAGCUUGAGUUCUCAUUUCCUUUUAAGUUUUUGUAGUUUACAACUUACUUUGUAGUAACAUUGCUAUGAGUUGUUUUGUUUUGUUUUUUUAAUGAAUAAGUAAAUGAGAGCUUUUGUUGCAGCUCUUUGGUGAAUUUGCUCUUAAAUCUGUAAGAAGGGGUUAUUUGGUUUCCUGCUGCAGGGUUCAUGUACAUGCACGUCAAAUAGAUUCAUCUGAAUGCUGCAAAACUGAAACAUAGACAAAUAAGACAAUGACGUGCAGCCGCAUAGACAAUAUCAUUAACAUGACACUAAAGUAAAAACCCAGAUCUGUUGCCCAUAUAUUGCCAUCAUGAUCCAAGAAUUACAGUAAUGAACUAAUAUAUCAGUUUGCAGGGUGCAUUGCAUUCAAGUUUAGUCCAGUCCAGUUAUGGUUUUUACCUGCCUACAUCCAGCUCUCUCUAUUAAAUAUAAUGAAAUCUUCUUACAAACACAAUACAACUGCAGUUUAUUUCCAGUUGAUUUGAGAUACAAACAUGCAAACAUUUGACGUUGCAGCAAAAUUAAUACAAAAUCUUUCCAUCACACUGAUGGCUUCAAAUUUAAUCUUGGAUCGUUUCACUCUCAACCUCUCAGCAGUUACACCAUCCAGGUCCUAAUGGCGAAACAUCACAUUACCAUCAUUUACAGUGUGAACCAAACUAACUUAAAGCCCUAAUAUCAAUAUUGAAUUCACCUGAACACUAAUCAAUCAAUUUAUAUUGAUAUUGAAUCAAAUUACUUGAAAAUAAAUUAGUUAUAUCAGACUUCAAGUCAUCACAGGACCUGAAACAUGACUGCUGGACAUAUAAGAGGCAUGAAGUUACUGACCCAUCACAUCUUUAUGAGGUGAAACUAUGACCGGGUGCGGGUUAGUCACCUUGUUGUGUGGUUCCUCUGCUCUCAGGUGACCAGAAUCCACAACAUAUCGCCAUUAACGUCAUAUCACUCCACCAUCCCUCAGACAUACAUGUAAGGUGUGCAAUAUAUAGUUCCAGAUCUUAAUUAAGUAGCAGAAUACAAUUUGUAUAUGUAUAUAAUUACCAUUUAUUGGAUUAUGUAAAUUCUUAAAACUAAAACUGAGAAAAAUAAAGUAUUAUUCAAAAUAAGUCUCCACAAAAAUCAAUCCAAUCUUAUUGUAGGUUCGGCCAUCAAUAAAUGAAUCAUACAGAAAUACAAUUUCAUCCUGGCCCCUGGUUUUCUAAUCUGCAAAAAAGCUGAGUGGAAACAAACCUCAUGGGAAACAGCCGUGUAUAAAAAUCCAAAAUUAACUUUCUACAAAUUGUUGUCACAAGGAAAAAUUGGUUUUAACUGAAAAUGUUGUAUUUAGGGAAAAACUGCUUGUUAUUUAUUUGGAUUGUGUCCUUUAACACACUCCACAUACUUGACAGUAACUACACAGAAAUAUUGGUCGUCCCUCGUAGGGAAAUGUCUUUUAAUUGCUCUGGAUCAUCUUAUUUUGAUAUGCAGACAUAAACACAGCAUCACAGUUCGAUGACGAUCUUUGCAUCUAAAACACCAUCACAUAUUUUAUCGUGUUUCAGCCCUGCAGUUUUGUGAAGGAGCCUUUUUUUUCCUAUCUUUGUGUAAGCUCUGAUUGUGUGUUUCAUGCAGUCUCAUGUUGUACCCAGUGAAUGUGUGUGCUCUCACAUUUUAAGUAUUAACCCUCAAAAUGGCACUUCUCUGACAAUCAAACUAAAUUGACAUGUAAAGUAGCAGUUGGACACCAAGUAGAAUGUAAAUCUGACAACUCCAACUAAAUUUACUCUACACGCUAAAGCAGCGGUCGGUCUCACCGUACAAUUGAGUGUAUGUUAGAGGUACGUUUUUACAUGUGGACAAAUGCAAAAAUUUUAAAGGCUUGUAGUCAUUAGAAUGUUAUUUGUCAAUAGUAUUUAUUUUUCAAUGUACAUCAGUCUGCUUCUGCAUGUAUUAAAGAUAGAAGGUCCAAUUUCCUUUUUUUUUAUAGCCAUUUUUUUAAUGAUUGUUUAUAGGAUUUUCUAAUCAUACUUAUAUAGAAAACGGGAGAUCGCUAGACGGCCAUCAACAGGUAUCAAAAUAAGAUUAAACCACAUGAAUAACUUUGUAAAUAAACAUGUACAUAACAGAAU
Paralichthys olivaceus (Japanese flounder) is the source of this 4373-nucleotide messenger RNA. RefSeq names its product T-box transcription factor 5a (gene tbx5a). Gene Ontology annotation, molecular function: RNA polymerase II cis-regulatory region sequence-specific DNA binding; DNA-binding transcription factor activity, RNA polymerase II-specific. The record is from RefSeq and is a predicted model, not a curated record. Gene Ontology annotation, biological process: cardiac left ventricle formation; regulation of transcription by RNA polymerase II; cell fate specification. NCBI's taxonomy places the organism in Eukaryota, Metazoa, Chordata, Actinopteri, Pleuronectiformes, Paralichthyidae. Gene Ontology annotation, cellular component: nucleus.